AUGGCGAAGGGAACCUUCUCGCAGGUCUCUAAGGACAGCGACGAUGCCAUCAGAGAGGCCCGAUCCUCGAAACGGUUCCCCGACCCCUCCGCUCUCGACUCCUUCGUAACGGACCAAGUCCGAAAGAAGAUGGAGGCCAUGACCCAAGUCAUCAAGACGUAUCUUGAUGUCGCCCAGAACCACAUCCGGUCAGCAGACCAUUUCAGAGGCAUUGGUGUACAGUACCUGUUUAGAUGGCUGCGUCGUUCAGAGCGCUUCACCAUUCCACACGCUGUGCUGAAGCAAACAUUAUCCACCGCGGCAUUUUAA
Messenger RNA from Ilyonectria robusta, 309 nucleotides. RefSeq lists its product as uncharacterized. The record is from RefSeq and is a predicted model, not a curated record. NCBI's taxonomy places the organism in Eukaryota, Fungi, Ascomycota, Sordariomycetes, Hypocreales, Nectriaceae. The coding region runs from base 1 to 309 and encodes 102 amino acids. The transcript has a single exon.